AUAUACCUAUUGGUAAACAAAACAAUGGCGGCCAUGUCGCCUGGAAACCUGGUUGGAUGACGGAACUAUUUUCGUCACGCCUCUUUGGAACUCAAUGGCAUAGAAGACGCGGCUUUCUUCUUAUUCAGAUCAUUUCAUAACGAUGUGUCUCCUAUAGCCACCGGAGACCAUACACUGGCGAUUCUUCUUGGAGAAUCUGACGCUUCGCCGUGCGGUUUCCCUUUUGAGUGGGCAGGAAUGGAGGCGGCGCCACUGUAGAUGUUCUUGGUCUGGGGAUAUGCGGAGAGUGGUUGAUUGAUAGGCUGCUUUAUGAUCGUUGUCCGUUAGGUUUCAAAUCCAAGCCUACUUCUCUCGGAAACGAAAAUUGAAGCUCGGUCACAACAUUGUCAUGCUCCUCAAGGUCUGCUCGACAUAGAAUAGUUUGACCAUAUUGAAGAGGUAAUUCUGAGCAACUGGACCUCGUGAUUUUGAAAAGGGGUCCACCUUGACCGUUAUUCGACACCUCACAUGUAAAAAGUGAGCCGGUAAGCUUUUCAUGCCAACAAGACUUAUAUUUUUCCAUGCCAACAAGACUUAUAAUUGAUGGUAAACAAACAUCUUCCAAAAUGAACAUAAUUGACAAAAACCUAAUGUGACAGCAGAAAAAUGAACAUACCUCAAUCUUAUGUGUAAUCAAUCUGAUAUCUAAAUGAAUCUGGCCCUAAAACGAUUGUAACAAAACCAUUCAUUUGAAGUGCAAUCAAAAUUAUAAUUGGGGAAUUGGUUUAUUUCUUUAAAUAUGCAACUACUAAUUCAAAUUUUCAAUCUAACAAAAGAAGAUUAUUUGGGAUUUCACAUUACUAAUGAAGCAAUUUUGAGAUCAUAACAGUUAGAUGUUUUUGGUAAAUGGAUAUGCAUAGAAGGCACAAUCAUAUCAAAGAUUUGGCUACUUGCAAUGGCAAUUGAAGGCUUCUCUUGACAGGAAUGGGGAAAAAUGUAAUGAAGAAAUUAACGGUCUAUAAAAUGCAUCUAUUUAAUAGGAGGAUUUCAAGUCAAAGUCUGAAACCCUAAGAGCCCUAAAAGCCCUAAAUCUGAGAGAUAGGCAGCAAAUCCUAAUAGAGGAGAUCGAAGGUUAGAAGGUUCCGCUUCAUUCGCAUAUCAGAUUGAUGGAACACGAGAUCAAUGUUCAACUUCCGGUACAAUUUGAAGACUUUUAUAUACUCUCAUUUGGGAAAAUCAUUGCAAGCCCAUUAUACUACGGUGCCAAUUAUAUUUGGCCAAUCGGGUAUAAAUCCUGUUGGCAUGAAAAGCUUACCGGCUCACUUUUUACAUGUGAGGUGUCGAAUAACGGUCAAGGUGGACCCCUUUUCAAAAUCACAAGGUCGAGUUGUUCAGAAUUACCUCUUCAAUAUGGUCAAACUAUCCUAUGUCGAGCAGACCUUGAGGAGCAUGACAAUGUUGUGACCGAGCUGACCGAGAUAGAUCAGGACAUUGGUGAUGAGAUAAUGUAUGAAGAUGUAAUCGGUGACCAAUAUUUUGAAGGGUCGUCACUAUCUUCAACAUGGGAGUUAUUACUGAAAAUGAUUGUUGAUGUUCACGAAGAAAUUAUCAACCGGAACGGUGGCCUACAGUGUUACUGUAGGCAUGCGGAAGAUUUAAGCUUCUUGUCAUCUGUUCAUUUUACACAGGAGGUUAGCAUAGAUCUGGAGAACUUUUUACAUUCGCAACAAUGUGUCAGUGUGCCGACUGUCGUUCAUGGUGACAAGGAGACUCGUGAGUUUUCAAAAUCAUUGAUAAAUUGGCUGAGAGGGUAUCGAUUCGGAUUAGACAUUGAGUUUGUUCAAGAAUUUAUAGAACAACUUCCAGGAGUAGAAGCCUGUUCAGGAUAUAUAAUAUGCAAAGAUCGUUUACGUGAUUCAUCUUCAACAAUUUCAAAUAAAAAAAUUAAAAUAAAGGACGUGGAGCCUUUUCCUGUUGGGAGUCUCAUUUCCUCAAGGCUGUCUUCUAAUGCAACAGGCGACCUUCUUCAGGUAUAUGAGUUCUUAUGCCGUUUUAAAGAAGUUCUCGAAGUGGAAGAAGAUUGUUUAUCAUAUGAAGAUCUUGAAAACGAGCUUCAUCUUACCCCAUGGCCAGUUACAUAUGGAUACGGGGCAGGGGCAUUUCUGGAAACAGUAGAAAUGAAUUGUGUUAAAAAUAAGGUUGACAAGUUGACUACUGUCCACAUGGCACUGCUACCUUGGCUAGUGAGCAAGCUCCUGCGAAAAAUAACUAAGGCCUUUAAAGUAACCGGUGAUGCUAAAGAUACAGAGAAGGACAAGGAUAAAAAAGUAAAUUUAGAAAUGUUUCCGAUUAAUCCGCUGACGUGGCCAGAAGUGGCUAGAAGAUAUAUCUUGGCUUGCUUGUUAAUGGGAUCUAAGAACACUGCUGUUGGUAAUAAGACGAAGCUCAUUCGCUGUCUGCAAGGUGAUGAUGCUAUUUUCUCUGGAUCGCCAGCUGGCGUUGCUGGCUCUGAUGUGGACGCACAGUUGCUUGGAAGAGCUGUAGAGAAAGUGUUUGGCAAACGGAAAAGAGAAAGGAGUAUUUUACCUUCAGGGACUAAAGUCGACAAUUUGGAAAACUACAGGUUUGAAACAGAUUUUAGUAUUCCAGAGUGGGCGAAAGUGCUUGAUCCAGUAAGAAAGCUGCCUACAAAUGUGGGGUCCCGAAUUCGGAAUUGUGUGCGUGAGUCUUUAAAGAAAAACCCACCUGAAUGGGCAAAGAAGCUUCUAGAAGCUUCCAUUUCAAAAGACGUGUACAAGGGCAAUGCAUCUGGGCCCACUAAGAAAGCCGUAAUCGAUGUUUUAAAAAGAGUAUCGGAUGGCCUGCAAACAGCAUCGCCACCUGGCAUGGGAAUUGAAGACAUCAAAACCUCCAAGAUGUUGUCAAAUACAGUGAUGAAAAAGUGUCAUGUGGUAUUACGCCAGGUGGCAGAAGCUUAUGAUAAGAAGGAAAAGGUUCUUGUUGAUAAAAAGAAAAAGGGUCUUUUUAAUCUUGUUGGAAGAGACUUAAAUUGUAAUGAUAAUUAUUUAAAAAUUGUUUUUGGAUCUGUGUCGAUGCGUCCUAUUGAUUUAAGAACCAUUGAUUUGAGAUUGUUUCAUGGGGCAUAUGGUGCUUCACAUGAAGCAUUUCUUGAGGAUGUUAAGGAGGUGUGGAUUAACUUACGCCGGAAAUUUAAAUUGGUGGAUAAAAUGUCACGUGAUUUUAAAUUGCGAUAUGAAAAGGAGGUAGGGACUCUGUUUAGGAGAUUUUAUGAAGAUAACAUGAACAGAAAACCUGUUGAGGAAAUAGAGAAGGAGCUUGAAGAGAUUCUAACUUCAACUGAAAUACCCGAAGCACCCUGGGAAACAAGAAUCUGCAAUGUAUGUGGGAUUAAUAAAGAUGAUGGAAAAGUACUUAUUUGUGAUAGGUGUGAAGCAUACUAUCACACAUACUGUUUGACUCCCCCUCUUUCUCAAAUCCCAAAAGGCAACUGGUUUUGUCCCAUUUGUGUGCCACCUCAGCAGGACAACGAAGCAGAAGGUCUUGAAAAUAUUUUACAAUUUGUUGAUAAAAAUUGUGAAGAAAAUAUUAAGCUUUUGGAUAUAGCCACUGCCUUGAAGGAAAAAGAGUAUUGGGAAUUAGAUGCAGAUAAGAAAACCUUCUUGCUCAAGUUUCUAUGCGAUGAGUUAUUGAAAACCAGUCUUAUCCGUACGAAUGUGAAAGAGCCAGUUGUGAAUGUGAUGCAACAAAAAAAUUCCCUAAACGAAACGUCAACGAAUUUGAAAGAGCCAGAUGUUAAUCAUGAAGAGCUCUCUUUACGAAAGGAAUUUUUAGGCAUUGAUUCUGAGAACAGAUUCUAUUGGGGAUUCCAAAACACAAACACAAGCACACAUCACGGAAUUGUCGUCAACGAUACCGGAAUGUGUGAUUCCGAUUCCCGUGCAUGGUGUUUAUUCCAAUCCGACGAACAAAUCAAGAGUCUCAUCAACUACCUUAAACGAAACGAUCCGAAUAGAAGAGAAUUGAGAAAUUCGAUCUCAAAGUGGCAAAAGUCAAUCACAAAACAUGGUCAACAAACGGGAGCAAAUUCUGUCAAGGACGAAACGGUCUUUUCGUAUAACUACGGACUUGCUACAAAGGCAAGUGAGUUGCUGGAGGCGAAAUACAAUACAGAUCCAGAUUCAGUGAAGAAACCAAGAAGAAAGAACAUGGCAAAAUGGCAUAGGUGUGAAUGUUUGGAACCCGUUUUGCCAUGUAGAUACCACUGUGUUAAAUGCCAUGAAACCUUUUUCACAAAUGUUGAAUUUGAACAACAUAAGAACAAGUGUGAUUGUGGUGUGGAAUUGGAUUUGUUGAAUCGACCGGGACCCGGUCGACUCAGCCUUGGUUGUGAUUCAUUAAGAUGGUUGAAGAUGAAUCUGUUGGACAUGGAAGCUGCACUUCCCGAUGAAGCAAAAAGAGGGUCUAGGGCAAGUUCUGAAUUGAGGUCUGAAUGGUGUGCAUUUGUUAAAUCAGCUAAUACCGUAUAUGAGAUGGUUGAAGCAACUAUGAUAUUGGAAACCAUGAUCAAGACAGAUUAUAUCAACAACACAUGGUGGUGGUACUGGUCAUCAAUGGCCGCUGCUGCCAAGACAUCCACCAUCUCUGCCCUUGCUCUUCGUAUCUACACACUCGAUGCCGUCAUCGGCUACCAGAAAACCACCAUCACUGCCACCUCUUCCAGCCUAAAACUAUCAAAGAAACGGAAACACCCCUGUGACAAACCCAUGGAACAAAGAAAGAAACCAAAGAAGCUACAAGAUAAACAAGAAAGCAAGGAGCAAAUCCAAAACAUCAUUUCAUAAUCUGAAUGUUUAGCCUGUGUUUUAGUUGUUAGUUGGAGUUUGUUGAUUAAUGUUGAUUUUAAUGAUGAUUAAUGUUGACCGAGUUAUUAGCUUGACUAUGAAUGGGUAACAGUCGACAGUUUUCCAUGA
Molecule: messenger RNA, 4970 nt
Organism: Lactuca sativa (garden lettuce)
Lineage: Eukaryota; Viridiplantae; Streptophyta; Magnoliopsida; Asterales; Asteraceae
Source: RefSeq, a predicted model, not a curated record